CAUAUAUCUAUCUCAAUACAUAUCUUGGGAGGAAAGGCAGCUAGCAAUGGUUUUAGCAUCUCAAAAUGAGCUUCCAUUGAAUGAGAACGACUCGCAAGACAUGGUCAUAUGCCAUGCUCUAAACGAAGCCAUGGCUCUGAACCGCUCAUCCUUGCCUGAAAAACACCAGUCCUCAAAUCACCAAUCGACUUCGAAUGGCCUCAAACCAGUUAAGAACAUCGGAAAGAAGCACUAUAGGGGCGUAAGGUGUCGUCCAUGGGGUAAAUACGCAGCUGAAAUUCGUGACCCGGCGCGACAUGGUGCACGUGUAUGGCUAGGCACGUUUAACACGGCCGAAGAAGCUGCCUGGGCAUAUGAUCAAACUGCUUUUCGAAUGCGAGGUACUAAGGCCAUACUCAACUUCCCAGCUGAAUUUGUUGCUUCAUUGUCAUUUGGAAAAGUCAAGCCAAGUUUUAGCGUACCCAGUUGCUUAAAGAACAGUACCAGCUCGACUAUGGAGGCACCAAAAAUAUCAGAAUCCUAGAGGAACACAACUACUGGUGGUUCCAUAUAUGCAGCGUCAGUCCUUUAGAUCACCCAGAGUGGUUUUCGAAUUCAGGUUCUUUUCAAUUUCGAAUGUAAGUUGUGAAGGAUUGAAGGUGUGAUAUUUUUCUUUUUCUUCCUUUGCACAAGCUACUUUCCCUUCUAGUCAAACCAUGUGUAUAGACUAAAUACACAGUAGUUUAGGUUUUCAUAUAUAGUUUGUGUAGUUAAGUCAACAACAAAGGGCACACAAAUGUAAUUUAUCUGAUAUUUGUAAUUUAGUGGCAAUGAAUUUGAACCCUUUCUUGCU
Molecule: messenger RNA, 832 nt
Organism: Argentina anserina (silverweed cinquefoil)
Lineage: Eukaryota; Viridiplantae; Streptophyta; Magnoliopsida; Rosales; Rosaceae
Product: pathogenesis-related genes transcriptional activator PTI5-like
Exons: 1
Coding region: 47-523 (158 amino acids)
Biological process (GO): ethylene-activated signaling pathway; regulation of DNA-templated transcription
Molecular function (GO): DNA-binding transcription factor activity; DNA binding
Source: RefSeq, a predicted model, not a curated record